CAAUUGUGUUCGAGUUUUAGUUUUAUAUUUGCUUCUGGUUUUACCCAUACUGUCAAUGGCAAAUUUUGUUAAAUUACAAACCUUUGGCCAGCAACUAUUUAACAGAUUAUCCAUAUCGCAACCUAAGCAAAAUCAGUUAUUAUCGGCUUUCCCUUUAGCAACACUUUUAAUUUUAUUAAGCAUGAAUGCUGAAAAUGAUACUGCUCUCGAAAUCGAAGACAAUUUCGAUUUGAAUGAAAAACCUACCUAUGACAUUGCAGUGAAUUAUUUGGCUCUUUGGGACAGGUUCGAUCAAAAUCAGUUGGUCAAAAUGUUAAAUCAUAUUGCAAUAGAGAUAAAUAAUGAAAUCGUUAAAGACAUUUAUCUGGAUGUACAAGAUACUAUUCAAGCCUGGUUAUAUAGUGAUAUCUGUAAAGAAUCUUACUAUUUAACGACAGGUUCGAUCAAAAUCAGUUGGUCAAAAUGUUAAAUCAUAUUGCAAUAGAGAUAAAUAAUGAAAUCGUUAAAGACAUUUAUCUGGAUGUACAAGAUACUAUUCAAGCCUGGUUAUAUAGUGAUAUCUGUAAAGAAUCUUACUAUUUAACGACAGUUGGCCAAGAAGUACAAUUAGUGUUGUCCACUGAGAUUCAUUUUCAGAACAUAUUUCGAUACAAUAUCUAUUACACUCUAAAAAGGCCUUUUUAUGCAAGUGAAUUCGAGAUAAUUGAGGUGGAUAUGUUAAACCAUAUAGCAAAUAUAUAUUGUGGAGAAAUUCCUCAAUUAAAUGCUAAAGCCUUUAAGGUACCUUACAGUGAUGGAGAUACUUCCUUAGUGAUUUUAUUGCCCAAUUCACUUCGAGGUAUAAAGGAUCUGGAAAACAAUUUAAAAUCAUUUUCUCUCAGCAGUAUUGAUUCGUAUUUGAGCAGGGAUUGGGUGGUACUUCUAUUCCCAAAAUUAGAAAUUGUAGUGGAAAGAUCUCUGACAGAUGAAUUGAAAAAUUUGGGCAUGUCCAGCAUGUUUCAACGUCUGUGCGACACUUCGGAUGUAAUAAAAGUUGCGGACGUAAUUUUUAGAGCUUCAUUUUACAUCAACGAAACUAAUUCUGGACUUGAUCCCGAAGAUCCAGAUAUGAACGAGCUUUCGAAAUUCCUUAAAUUUGAAGUAAAUCAUCCCUUUAUUUUUUUCAUACAAUCAUCAAUGAAUGAAAUAUAUUUAAUUGGUAAAUUUAUGAAAUAAACAGCUGGAAAAAA
Molecule: messenger RNA, 1229 nt
Organism: Calliphora vicina (urban bluebottle blowfly)
Lineage: Eukaryota; Metazoa; Arthropoda; Insecta; Diptera; Calliphoridae
Product: serine protease inhibitor 27A-like
Exons: 3
Coding region: 463-1215 (250 amino acids)
Molecular function (GO): serine-type endopeptidase inhibitor activity
Source: RefSeq, a predicted model, not a curated record